Molecule: messenger RNA, 580 nt
Organism: Diorhabda sublineata
Lineage: Eukaryota; Metazoa; Arthropoda; Insecta; Coleoptera; Chrysomelidae
Exons: 2
Coding region: 84-521 (145 amino acids)
Source: RefSeq, a predicted model, not a curated record
AAAUGACUGCUUUAACUGACAUUAACCUAUUUUUGUCAUUAUAUAAAAAAUUUAUUGUUUUAACUCCAAAAUAAAACUUUAUAAUGUUUAGAUUAGUACCUAUAAGGGCAUUCAAACAAAUUGGAAGACUUCCUUUUCGAAGUUUGAGUUUAAGUACCAAAGUAUUUAAAGAAAAUAUUGAAGAUACAGGACCGAUAAAAUAUUCUACAAGUCCCGCUAGCAAAUACUCUGCUAAAUCUACUAGAACUGGUGUACAUUCUGAACCGAGAUUAUGGUAUGAGCCCUAUGUUAUUAUAACGAGUAUUACAGUAUUCAUGAUUUAUUUCACCAUAUUACGAGAAGAAAACGAUAUAGAUGAAGAACUAGGAAGAUCAUUAUAUAGCAGAAUUGAGGGUUUAGAAGAAUUUCAACUAAAACAGUCUCUUGCUUAUAAUGAAUCACAUGGUGAGGAUACAAAAGAAAUCAAACAAAGGUUAGCAGAACUUGAAGCUGAGAAAACAAAGACAAAUCAAGACGAUUAAAUGAUAAAUAUUUGAUUAUGUAGGUAUUUAUUGUUUGUAAUAUAAAUGUUAUAUAGAAA